AUGUCGUACGACGACCGCGCCAAUGCGCGUCCCAACCUGAACGACGAGUCCGAUGUUGAGGAGGAGGCUCUGGUCAACGACUACCGUGAGCAGGUCAACUUUGAGGAUGGAAUGAGCGAGCUGGACCGGACGACAUCUCUCGGUGGAGGUUCCCAGACGCAAGACCUCCAGGCCCAGCUGGCCGCCGCCGCUACCCCACUGGAAUACCAGGCCACUCUGGAGACCAAAUUCGCGAGCUACGACAACUACUGCAGUCUCUUCCAUUACAUUCUGAACUCGGAGGGCCCCGUGGAUCUGGAGGUUCCCUCGUAUAACUGGGCUUGGGAAGUCAUUGACGAGUUCAUCUACCAAUUCGAAUCGUUCUGCCGCUACCGCACUCGGGUUGCUCGCAGCGGGUCCAACGAGGAGGAGGCCCAGCUGCUCCGCGAGAACCCCAAUACAUGGGGCUGCUACUCGGUACUGAACGUGCUGUACUCGCUCAUCCAGCGAUCCCAGAUCAAUGAGCAGCUGGCGGCGAUUAAGCGGGGCGAGGACCCGAUGGCGUUCGCGGGCGAGUACGGAUCGCGGCCGCUGUACAAGAUGCUGGGCUACUUCUCGAUCAUCGGGUUGCUGCGCGUGCACUGCCUGCUGGGCGACUUCAGCCUGGCUCUGAAGACGCUGGAUGACAUCGAGAUGAACAAGAAGGCCAUGUUCGCGCGAGUCAUGGCCGCCCACUUCACCACGUACUACUACGUGGGCUUCUCGUACAUGAUGAUGCGGCGCUACGCCGACGCCAUCCGCAUGUUCAGCCACAUCCUAGUGUACGUGUCGCGGACGAAGAACUUCCAGAAGGGUGGCAACAGCUACGACGCCAUCGCCAAGAAGAACGACCAGAUGUACGCCCUGAUCGCCAUCUGCGUGGCCCUGCACCCGACCCGCCUGGACGACACUAUCCACUCGGCCGUGCGCGAGAAGUACGGCGACCAGUUCUACCGCAUGCAGCGCGGCGGCCCCGAGGCCCUGCCUGUCUUUGAGGAGCUGUUCCGCUCCGCCUGCCCUAAGUUCAUCAGCCCAACGCCGCCCGACUUCGAAAACCCGGCCUUCAACGUCGACCCCGUCGAUCACCACACCGCCAUCUUCAUGGACGAGGUCAAGAACACCCUGUUCAACCCCACCAUCCGCUCGUACCUGAAGCUCUACACUACCAUGGACCUCAAGAAGCUUGCCGGCUUCCUCGAGGUCCAGCCCGAGCAACUGCGCUCUUGGCUGCUCGUCAACAAGCAACGCAGCCGCCAGAUCCGCUGGGUCGAGGGUGGCCUGCUGGAUGGCGAGCCUGUCAUUGCUAACGACCUCGACUACGCUUUGGAGAAUGACCUGAUCCACGUCAGUGAAACCAAGGCCGGCCGCCGUCUCGUAGACUGGUACCUGCGGAACCUUGCCCGUGUCUACUAG
Penicillium alfredii is the source of this 1431-nucleotide messenger RNA. Its product is annotated as putative eukaryotic translation initiation factor 3 subunit EifCl. Gene Ontology annotation, molecular function: translation initiation factor activity. Bases 1 to 1431 code for a protein of 476 amino acids. The record is from RefSeq and is a predicted model, not a curated record. The transcript has 2 exons. NCBI's taxonomy places the organism in Eukaryota, Fungi, Ascomycota, Eurotiomycetes, Eurotiales, Aspergillaceae. Gene Ontology annotation, cellular component: eukaryotic translation initiation factor 3 complex; cytoplasm. Gene Ontology annotation, biological process: translational initiation.